Lingula anatina is the source of this 3247-nucleotide messenger RNA. RefSeq lists its product as uncharacterized. NCBI's taxonomy places the organism in Eukaryota, Metazoa, Brachiopoda, Lingulata, Lingulida, Lingulidae. Gene Ontology annotation, molecular function: protein binding. The record is from RefSeq and is a predicted model, not a curated record.
AUCUUGUGUUACCAAUGACAACAUACAUGGUUUACAAUAUGGCGGACAGAAACCUUUCCAGAAAGGACACAUGAAGAAAAAGUAAGUUUCAUAAUGCAGAAAACUUAAUUUUAGAUAUCAAAUCACUUUUAAAAAACAGAACUCAUCAUGGUUAGCAUCCCGGACUGGUCUCGCUUCUCUCGGAUGGGGGAAGUGGCCCCUAAAGUAGUUCAAACAUCAAAAUAUCAGCUUCAGCGAGAGAGAGAGGCAAUAAGAGAAGCAGAGGAACAUGGAUAUUUUUUUGUUCCCAACAAAACAUUUCUACUGCAAACAUUUUGUGAUAAACAGGAUAAAGAGGAGAAUAAAAAACUAGUCAGAAUCAAAUAUAUCAAACUACCAGGCCUGCAUUUAAGAAGUUUAGGAGAUAUUGGACAAUGCACAAGACUUAGAGUUCUGGUUUUGAACUCAAAUUUCAUUCAUAAACUUGAAGAUUUAGCAGCAUGUAAGGAACUCAUUAAGCUGGACUUGCACAAUAAUCAGCUUAGCACACUGCCUGGUAGUGCAUUCUGGUCCUGUCUCCGCAAACUGAAGCUGCUGUAUCUUCACGAUAACCCUAUUGGCAGGAUAGACAACCUGCAGCACCUAGCAGGCUGUCCAAACCUUCAGGCCCUGACACUGUAUGACACCCCUCUUAGCCUGAAGAAGAACUACCGACAUCACGUAGUCAACAGCCUGUGGAACCUGAAGGCAUUGGAUUAUUAUGUGAUUUCUGAUGAAGAGAUUAUUGAAGAUGCAGUGUUUGGUGGACGGUUUGCAAGCAUGUCUCCUGCAUUCAGGAUUGACCUGUGGAGGCCACUGGCAAAGGAUAGCUCAUAUAGAGAUGAGGUGGCAUCAAUAAAAAGCCUCCUGUCAGAUCUGAACAGGAUUCUUGCCCAUUACUCCCCAGUGUUGAUUGCACAGAAGAUGAUCAGGGGAUAUCUCACUAGAAAGAGAUAUAGGCUGAUACAAGACACGAGAGUAUGGGGAGCAGUCUCAAUCCAACGUUUCUACAGGAACUACAAGGGACUUCCACAAUACUCUAAAGAGAACUAUCGCCUUCCCCCUCCACCUUCUCCUUCCCCCAUCUUUGAUAAACCUCCAAGUGCUUCCAUACCUCCCAGCAGGCCGCAGUCUGUAGAGAUAAGGGUGGAGUAUGAUGAGUACAUGAAGAACAGGAGACCUGGCUCCACCACAGCUCUCAGUGAAAUCACAGCUGUGGCAGCAGCACAGAAACCCACAUCACCUGAGCCAGCCAUUGUUGAGAAAAGAUCAGAAGGCUCAUCCAGUGCAAGUAAAAAGAAAAGAAGCCUCCACAUCAACCUAUCAAAACUGCAGACAGGAACUCUUCAGAACCUCCAAGAUGAAACCACUGCUGUUGAGGUCAUUUUAUCAGCAAGAGAUGGCACACAGCUGGGGAUGGUCAGAUCAGAGACCGAUUUAAAGAAGAAGAAACGUAAAAAGAAAGAAGAAGACGAAAAACCAAAGAAAGUGGUGAAGUCUGUUAAACAGUUCUUUGGACCAGUUGUUCAGUCGACAGUCACACCAGAACCUCCGGUGAAGGAAGAGGAGGAGGAGGAAGAAAUACCAGUGACAGCAUUCCGUUUGAGAGGCCUGCCUCAGAAAAUCCAUGAAGUAGAUCCACUGGCCGAGGUCAUCUUAUCUCGUAAGGAAGCAGGAAGAGAUGUACGAGUAGGAGAAGCAGAUAUUCACAAGCAGCUAGAAAAUAUGCCCAGACCCAAGGUUACGCCCAGACAGACCCUAAAUAAAGACAGGCAUGGCUUCAUGAGAAUGCAAGGCACUAUGGGUUUGUCUUGUUUACAUGCGGUACAGCAGGCAUACAAAGAUCGGGAGCGUGCAGAAAAAAUGGCACUUAAAAUGGAAAACAUCUUGAGCAUGCGGGAGACUAAAGAACAUGCCAAGGAGCGCGUGCGCAUGUAUCACGAGGAAAAAAGAGCUAAUGCUUUAAAACAGAGAGAAAAAGACCACAUGAAAAUGAUUGAGUUGAUGGAAAGGAGGGAGUUGCAAUAUCUCAAUUAUAUUGACAAAACACAUGAAAGGCGGAAUAAGACGACCACGUUUUCAAAAGGAAGAAAUGCUGAGCUUACUUUUGUCUCAGAUUUUAACACACAACACACUUCUGUUUCCAAUGCUCUGAUGAGGCAUGACAGACAAGCCAAGAAAGAAGACACACUGACUGAGAAUGCAGAAGCUGUUCACACUACAAAGGAACAAGAGAGAAACAAACAAGAAUUGGUUGAUAAAUACCUUGAACACAGAAAGUUGAUGCGUCAAACUGAAUCGACCAUGGCUCGCACAACUCUUGACACAAAGAUACUCCAGGAGACAAAUGAGCGUAUAAUGGAAGCAAGAGCUAGAGUGGCAAAACUGAAGACACGUAAAAAGCAGGUCCAAGAUUUCUAUCCUCUCCCCAGUGUUAGCACAGUCCCAGAGGGAGAGUCUCCUUUGCCAGCCAUGCCUGGAAUUAGCAGAUGGGAAACCUCCAUCCUUAUGCACAAAGGGAGAGUGGGUAAACACCCCACUAUGUUGUCUAGUUAGUGGGACACUGUUGAUCCGAUUAAAAUUUGUAAAAAUUGGCAGCCACAGGAGAUAUGAAUAGGGGACAGAACUAUUGUGUUUAAAUGGUGAUAGUUGGAGGGCACUUGUCCAUGUUACACCUUUGUGUUACUUUUUAUAUGUGAAGUUCCUAUUAAAGUGCCAUGCUCUGUUCAUCAAAAUUGUAUAUAUGUCCCGUAGCAAAGUGAGGCUUUUAUUCACAACUUAAAGAAAAAUUUAAGAAAUCAAAGGCAAUUGUUAAAAUAUCAAACCUUAACAAGCGUCAUGUGAGCAAUAAAUCUGCAUGUUGGGAAGUCAAUUUUCAUGUAGAAAUCAUGAAAUUCCAUUAAUUGAGAAGGUGCUAAUAGAAGCAGUAUUUGUUGAUUGACUUUUCUUCACACAUUUUCUUCAGUUUGUUUUUUAUAGUAAGAUAAACCAAUGCCUCAACAUAAGUAUGUUUCAUGAUCAAGACAGAGGUGCCUGGGCAUUCCCAAUAUCACACCAGUGAUAAUUUAGCAUCCACAACAUUAGGAUUAUGUCAAAUAUAUGAUUGAUCAUAUAUCAUUUGUAUACAUGUCAUAUCAUUAUUGCAAUAACUCCUUCAUUAUCAUGUUCAAAAUUCUGUAAAUAGUGUAAGUGAUAUAUGUAAAUUAAUUGAUGAGCUUUAAGAAAUAAA